AUGGCUGCCAGGUCUACUAGGAUUGGCCUGCAACUUACACAAUCUCAACCGACCCUACUCAAGUCACACCAUGUGUCGACACGGUCACAGCGAGCCUUGUCCUCAGCAGCCCUCAUAGCACGACCUCACCGACCAUCAUCCUCCAAGCUCGCAACACUCGCGGUCUCUCCCUCGUCUUCGACAAGCACACCGGCCUCCUUUUUCACACCCUCGCUGUGCCGCACACGCCAGGCAUCGACUUCCACCGACUCUCCGCGACCGUCCUCUGACUUCCUCGACUGGAAUGCCUUCUUCCGACUCCGCCAAUCUCGACGCCGUUAUGCCCUGACCUCCUCCAUAAUCACGUCGGUGGUGUCUACGGGUGGUGCGAUCGCCGCAUUUUCGGAACUACCAGACCUGGCUGACCAGAUUACAAAACUGGUGCCAACAGAUCCCUUUAUCAGCAUGGGACUUGCAACGUUUGGCGCAACCUUUCUUGGGUGGCUCAUUGGCCCGGCGUUUGGCAAUUCACUAUGGAAACUGCUUCAUCGGAGCCGUCUCCCAGAGUUCACGAUAAAAGAACGAGCGUUCUUCGAAAGGAUAAAAAAGCACCGGGUCAAUCCUAGCGGCGCGAGCACCAACAAUCCUGUUCCGGACUUCUAUGGUGAAAAGAUAUCAAGCGUGGCUGGAUAUCGCAAUUGGCUGAAGGACCAGAGAGCGUUCAACCGGAAAAGAGGUGGAAACUACGCAUCGACGGUCUGA
Molecule: messenger RNA, 741 nt
Organism: Exophiala spinifera
Lineage: Eukaryota; Fungi; Ascomycota; Eurotiomycetes; Chaetothyriales; Herpotrichiellaceae
Exons: 1
Coding region: 1-741 (246 amino acids)
Biological process (GO): protein import into mitochondrial matrix
Cellular component (GO): PAM complex, Tim23 associated import motor
Source: RefSeq, a predicted model, not a curated record